AUGAGGCGGACUAAUCUGACCAUAUUAAGUACUUCUAAGGCUACGUCUAAUUUUACGAGCGCGGCUUACCGAGCGAAUUACCAGCAGAAGUUAAGCAAAGUAUUCUUGAAAAACCUGACAUGUCACGAUGCGAACUCCCUUAAGCACGAGCAGCUGGAAUACAGGAAGGCGCUAGUUCGACAUCGUCUUUCUGAGCUUAAGCAAUAUUAA
Molecule: messenger RNA, 210 nt
Organism: Penicillium robsamsonii
Lineage: Eukaryota; Fungi; Ascomycota; Eurotiomycetes; Eurotiales; Aspergillaceae
Exons: 2
Coding region: 1-210 (69 amino acids)
Source: RefSeq, a predicted model, not a curated record